AUGAGUGAGGUCAUCAAAUGCAUCCACAAUAUUGUCCCAACUACUGCUGAAGAUAAACAAGUUGUCAUUGAAUUUUUAAGGAAAUUUUUCUUCCGAGAUGAACCUCUUAUUUUGGGUAUAAAUAUGCUGGAAGAUGUUGAUUCUUUAGCAAAACUCGAAAACUACUGUUUUAAUUUUGUGGACAACGGUUUGGCGUUUAAAGCCGUAUCUCCUGAUGGAGAUUUAAUAGGGGUCGUCCUAAAUAAUCUGACGUGCAGAGUAGACAGUGAAAAAAAUAACGACACAGAAGAAGACACAAAAGAUAACACCAAGUUUAAUGUUAUUACGGCAUUUUUGGAUAAAGUCGAGCGAGAAGCAGAUGUGUUUAAAAAAUAUCCAAACGUAGAUCGUGUAAUGGACAUAAAAAUAAUUUCUGUUGAUGAAUCAUUUAGAGGCCAAGGAGUAUGCAAAGCUCUAAUUGAUAAGACAAUAGAGUUAGCGUUGGAAAAUGAAUGUCCAAUGGUUUAUGUGGAGUGCAGCAGUUAUUUUUCGGCUAAAGCAGCAGAGAGGCUUGGUUUCGAGUGCAUAUAUACCUUGUAUUUUCGAGACUAUUUGGAUGAAAAUGGUGAAGUCGUUUUUAAAACUCCUCCUCCUCACGAUUCUUCAAAGGUAUUCGUAUUACAUUUAUAA
Messenger RNA from Macrosiphum euphorbiae (potato aphid), 669 nucleotides. The record is from the annotation of a GenBank genome assembly. NCBI's taxonomy places the organism in Eukaryota, Metazoa, Arthropoda, Insecta, Hemiptera, Aphididae.